Pleuronectes platessa (European plaice) is the source of this 534-nucleotide messenger RNA. RefSeq names its product histone H3-like. The record is from RefSeq and is a predicted model, not a curated record. Gene Ontology annotation, molecular function: DNA binding; structural constituent of chromatin; protein heterodimerization activity. The transcript is spliced from 2 exons. Bases 1 to 534 code for a protein of 177 amino acids. Gene Ontology annotation, cellular component: nucleosome. Lineage: Eukaryota; Metazoa; Chordata; Actinopteri; Pleuronectiformes; Pleuronectidae.
AUGUACCCGGUUCGGCAUUCCGGGCACAAGCGGAUGUUGGAAGUAGUGUGCUGCUUCAUGGCUGAAGAAAAAUGGGAAGCGAGCGGCCGGUCUCACCCCAAUUUAUGCAGGGCGAAGCCUAUACGAUAUAGAACCAAGCAGACCGCCCGUAAAUCCACCGGAGGUAAAGUCCCCAGGAAGCAGCUGACCACCAAGGCUGCGCGUAAGAGCGCCCCGGCCACCGGCGGCGUCAAGAAGCCUCACCGUUACAGGCCCGGUACCGUGGCUCUGAGAGAGAUCCGUCGCUACCAGAAAUCUACUGAGCUGCUCAUCCGCAAGCUGCCCUUCCAGCGCCUGGUGAGAGAAAUCGCUCAGGAUUUCAAGACCGACCUGCGCUUCCAGAGCUCCGCUGUCAUGGCUCUGCAGGAGGCAAGUGAGGCCUACCUGGUCGGCCUUUUUGAGGACACCAACCUGUGCGCCAUCCACGCCAAGAGGGUUACCAUCAUGCCCAAGGACAUCCAGCUGGCCCGCCGUAUCCGCGGAGAGAGAGCUUAA